GUGCUGUACUUUCAGCAUGGGGUUCCCUGACCGACACUUUAUCAGUAAGGGACGGCAUUCCGGAUCAACAAUCUCAGCAAGAGCUCAGAGCAGUCGAGAAUGGGGUCAGCAAUCGAGAACACGCUCAAGGACAUCCAAAAAACGCUCGAGCCCUACAUCCGACCAAGGGAGGAAGUAGCACGUAUAAGACAGAUCUUGGCUACCCAUCUCAACUCAUGCAUCAAGGACGGAGAUGCAGUCGCGCCUUUGUCGCUCGUUGACACGAGGCGGGUUGAACUAUCCCCGGCUGCCCAAGGGUUACAGAAGGAGUACCUCGAGGCGUUGAACGCCAACACCAGGGCCAGACAGGAGUUUGCCGCGUUUUGUCGCGAGCAGAGGCGACCAAAGACACAAGCGUCCGACACCAACGACCAAGACGUCGACCGUCUGCAAGAACAUCUGGCUACUAUCCGCCUCGGGCAGAGGCGCGAGAAGCUGCAGGCCAUUGAGAGGGGGCUCAACGCGCUCGAGCAAAAACCUGCGGCAUCACCCAGCUUCCUCAAACCCGAGGAAAUAUUCCGGGAUUCCAGGCCCCUCCCAAACAUUCCCAUGGAGCUGAUGAACGGCAUCACGCUCGAAAAGGCGUCAAAUAGCCCGCAGCUAAAGGAUCUGCUGGAUCGGCUGGAGAAGCGUGUUCUGCAGGCGAAGCUUUUACUGAAACGAGAGGAGCAACUGUUGGAGAAGGUCAAGUCACGCGCCACAUUGAGGCCAGAGAACGUGGACGAGGGCGCCAAAUUCGAGGCACUGAACAGGACGAGGGCCGAGCUUAUCAAUUGGAUAGAGGCCGAGCUUGGGAAGGCCACAGGAGAGGACAGCGAGGCAGAGGGCCAGGAGAUCCAGAGGCAUACCUCUCAUACAGAUUUCAACAUGGAAGAACAACUCGCCAGCAUCAAAGAGAAGUACGCGCAGUAUCUUGAGGCACGCAAAACUCUCCUUCAGCUGGUCAGUCAGCAGCCUCAGCCCCUCGUCGCACCCCCGCCCAAAGAGGACAGGCGUCCAGCACCAGCAGAGCCCAAUCCCGCGCCUACCGCACAUCUCCUGUCUCCGUACCUUGAGCAACUACUUCUCAUCUCCCGCGAGCAGAAGGGACUCAUUGCUCAAAAAUCUCACAUCAACGGCACCAUCUCCAAUCAGCUCAAAGAGAACAACCAAGCGCUAGACCUCCUGGCUGAAGAGAGCCAACUGAUACCGGCUCAUCCGAUGCCCGGAGCGGGGCGGGCCAAUUCAGCAUUCGCCGAGGCGACAUCGGUAACCGGAAAAUGUGGCCUCUCCGACCGAGUUAGACCCUGGGUAUUUGCUGCCGAUUCUGCCAAGAUAGCUACGCUCGAAGCCGUAGCUGAGAAGAUCGAGGAGGGGCAGAUCGCCCUCGAAGGGUCUAUGAGUGCACUGGGAGAAGUCCAAGAGCUGCUCGGGCAAUCACCCGAGGGCGAAGAAAAGGGCGGACGAGCUAGCACCGCCGAGGACAGCUUACGGCUUGUUGAAGGACAGGGUCCCGAGAAGACGGCCGGCGCAGAGAGACAGACUCGCCGAGAGGCGGACAAGCCGCCAGCACAAACUAGGACAGCGUGGGACAUGUUGGACGGGAAUCUCGGGCUUCUGCGAGCCGAGAAAGAUGCCCCUUGAUUUGCAGAAAUAAAUAAGCAGUUCCCGUCUUUAUCCUCCGCCUGCUCCAUUAACGCCUGUGACUUUGUGACCGUUUCAUUUUGAAC
Thermothelomyces thermophilus ATCC 42464 is the source of this 1748-nucleotide messenger RNA. RefSeq lists its product as uncharacterized. The coding region runs from base 100 to 1662 and encodes 520 amino acids. NCBI's taxonomy places the organism in Eukaryota, Fungi, Ascomycota, Sordariomycetes, Sordariales, Chaetomiaceae. The record is from RefSeq and is a predicted model, not a curated record. The transcript has a single exon.